GCGCCGCUCCCGGGCGGCGCCCCGGGCGGCGGCAGCUCCUCCGGGCACACGUACUCGGAGGAAAGCAGCAGCACGGUGGAUUGGGGGAAGGCCGGCAGCACGGGCGGCAGCGGGAGCAUCGACGAGCACCUCUGGAGCUGCGCCCACUUCUUGCCCGAGCGGCCUCUGCCACGGCCACCCCGAUCUCGCAGAGGAUGUGUGUUGGCUCGCGGCCCCUGGCGAGGGACAGGCGAGACAAGUCAGA
Messenger RNA from Prorocentrum cordatum, 244 nucleotides. NCBI's taxonomy places the organism in Eukaryota, Dinophyceae, Prorocentrales, Prorocentraceae. The record is from the annotation of a GenBank genome assembly.